This is a messenger RNA of Saccostrea cuccullata (small rock oyster), 4014 nucleotides long. Its product is annotated as glutathione synthetase-like. Gene Ontology annotation, molecular function: ATP binding; glutathione binding; glutathione synthase activity. NCBI's taxonomy places the organism in Eukaryota, Metazoa, Mollusca, Bivalvia, Ostreida, Ostreidae. Bases 197 to 1666 code for a protein of 489 amino acids. The transcript has 12 exons. Gene Ontology annotation, biological process: glutathione biosynthetic process. Gene Ontology annotation, cellular component: cytosol. The record is from RefSeq and is a predicted model, not a curated record.
GGAAUUUCAAACAAUUUUUGAUACAAUUUUGGUGACUCUGAUAUUUUUGUUUUGUUGUUUUCUAGCUUUCCGGUGAGAAUCAAUUGGUGAAUUGUUCUAGAUAGAUCGUAUGUUCCAAUUUUUAACCAUAUUUAUUAAUCAGAUUUUAUUCAUAUAAAUAUAUAUUUUUAUUGUACAACCAUAGGAAGUUAUCAACAUGGCAACUGUUCUGGAGGGCACAAAAAUCGAGGAGAAGAGACUUCAAGAUUUAAUUGAAAGUGCAAAAGACAUUGCACUUAUUAAUGGUGCUUUGAUGAGGACGAAAGAAAAACCUGGGUCAUCUGCUGUGGUCAAUCAUUCUCCCUUUUCUUUAUUUCCGUCUGUUGUACCUCAGAAUUUAUUAGAAAAAGCCAAGGGCAUCCAAAAGUCCUUUAAUCUUCUAAUGCAUCGAGUUUCUCAUGACCAUCAGUUUCUGGAGCAGGCAUUGCAGAAUGUUAUCAAAGUAGAUGACUUCACAAGACAACUAUGGGAUAUUUACAACACUGUUAGAGAAGAAGGGUUUAGACAGCCAGUGUCCCUUGGCCUGUUCAGAAAUGACUUCAUGAUGGACACUAAGAAAAUAGAGAAGAAUCCAGACUGCUCAUUAUCUCAAAUUGGUGAGCAUGCUCAACUCAAACAGAUUGAGUUUAACACCAUAGCAUCCAGUUUUGCAGGAUUAGUUGGGGCACUGUCAGAUGUACACAGAUACACAAUAGCUAAAUCCAAGAUUAAAUAUACCAAAACUCAGUUACCAAGAAAUGACCCUGCCGUUGGUUUGUCUCGAGGAAUAAUUAAAGCAUGGCAACACUAUGGGAACAAAAAUGCAGCCAUCUUGUUUGUGGUUAGUGUACCUGAGCAGAAUCGCAUGGACCAAGUUUGGUUGGAAAAGAAAAUCGUGGAGCUUGAUCACUCAAUAGAUGUAGUCUAUUAUAGUCUACAGUCACUAUCCACUAAUAUGUUACUGUCUCCAGACAAAAAACUCUUUGUUAACAAUACAGAGAUAGCUGUUGUCUACUACAGAGAAGGAUACUCACCAAAUCAUUACCCUAGUCAAAAGGAAUGGGACGUAAGAUUGAGUAUAGAAAGGUCAAAGGCCAUUAAAUGUCCCACUGUUCACUAUCAGCUGGCAGGGACCAAGAAGAUUCAGCAGGAACUGGCAAAACAAGGGGCUGUGGAAAAGUUCAUCAGUGACGAAAAAGAAGCAGUAAAGAUCCGAUCAUUUUUUGCGGGACAGUACAGUCUAGAUCUGGACCCAGAAGGAGACAAUAAUGCAGAGAUGGCAAUAAACAAUCCUCAGGACUACGUGUUAAAACCACAGAGGGAGGGUGGGGGGAACAACCAUUACGAUGAUGAGAUUAAAACUCUGCUGUCAGACCUGAAGAAUAACGAGGAGCGAGCUGGAUACAUCCUGAUGGAGAAGAUUCACCCGUGGGUACAGGAGAAUUACCUGAUCAAGGUGGGAGAGAGCUCAGUACUCAGGAAGGUGGUCAGUGAGAUCGGAGUCUAUGGAACCAUACUGGGGUCAGCUGAGGAGGUGAUGGAGAAUGAGGAGGUUGGACAUCUGAUGCGGACCAAACAUUUAGGGGUGAACGAGGGGGGAGUGAGUACUGGAUACUCCUGUCUGGACACACCCUUCCUUAUUGAAUGAAUAUUUCGCUAUUAGAUACACUGUUCAUAGUUUUAUAUAAGAAAAGUUGAAUAUUUGUUAACAGAGGGAAGUCCGUCUCCUCAGAGAUAAAUGCAUAAUUAUGUAAAGAUCUGAAAGCUACAUAGUGUCACAUAAUAAGGGUAUAUAUUUUUUUGUUUAAGUACUAUGCCAUAUUUAGUCAGCUUAAGCUUUAAUUUAGUUGUCUCUUUAAAACAUGUACCUCAGUAUAUAUACAUGUAUAUAUGAUGUUUUAUUUAUCAUAAUGGAUUGUUAAAAUAUUGCAUUUUAGAUAGUAUUUAGUUACAUUUCUGCUCAGUUUUUCUUCCCUGAAAGUCUUUUUGGUAGAUAUAUUUUUACAAAAAGCUGUUAUACCAUGCCUUGCUGUCUCUAGCUCUAACCCCUGGAAAGGAGCGAAUUUUAAAAUAUAAUGGCAUUACUUUUCAUUAUCCCCUGCUCCAUGAAAGAGAAAAUCAGUUAUGGUAUAUGUUGUCUUAUAAUUGUUUUGUCAUUUGUUUAAAUGACUUUUUUAUGCCCCCCCUUCGAAGAAGGGAGGGCAUAUUGCUUUGCUGCUGUCUGUCGGUCCACUUAGAUUCCGUUCAUUUUCUUCGCAACCGUUGCACAUACUUAAAUGAAAUUUGGUAUACAGAUAUAUCACAUUAAUAUCUAGGUCAAGUUCUAUUUUGGAUACGAUAGCUCCAUUUUUGGCAGAGUUAUGCCCCUUGGACUUAUAAAAAUUACAAUUAUUUGCCAUUUCCGUUCAUUUUGUUUGCAACCGUUGCACAUACUGAAAUGAAAUUUGGUAUACAGAUAUAUCACAUUAAUAUCUAGGUCAAGUUCUGUUUUGGGUAGAUCGCACCAUUUUUGACAGAGUUAUGCCCCUUGGACUUAGAAUAAUUUCUAUUAUUUGCAGUUUCCGUUCAUUUUCUUUGCAGCCGUUGCACAUACCAAGAUGAAAUUUAGUAUACAGAUUUAUCAGAUAAAUAUCUAGGGCAAGUUCUGUUUUGGGUACGAUUGCGCCAUUUUUGACAGAGUUACUAGUAUGCCCCUUGGACUUAGAAAAAUUUCAAUUAUUUGCUGUUUCCGUUCAUUUUCUUAACGACCGUUGCACAUACUGAGGGGAAAUUUAGUAUACAAAUUUAUCAGAUGACGAUCUUGGUCAAGUUCUGUUUUGGGUACAAUCACGCCAUUUUUGACAGAGUUAUGCCCUUUUGGACUUGGAAAAAUUCCAAUUUGGGGGGAGGGGGGAUAAGUGUUUUACAAACAUCUCUUGUUUAUAAUGAAUAUAUGUCAGCUUUAAACUUUUUAACAGAUAAUUCUGCCACAUGUUGAUACACCAUCAAUUUUUUUCCGAUGAGUUCUAGUCAAAACUGCAGGCUUUGAAAAAUUAUGUAGUUAUUUACAAUUCUUUUUUAUUUACAUAGAAUAAAAAAAUUAUCAAAUGUGCAUGUACAUCCCCCCCCCCCCCUUGAAAAUGAGGGGUAUAUACUGAUUAUAUAUUGAUUGGGGGUGUCUGUCACACUUAGCCGUCAUUUGGCCACAACUCCUUUUGCAGAAUAUUACAAGGGGGGGGGGGGGGGGCUCUGGUGAAGAAGAGUAGGGCCAAAGUUAUUUAGGUGAGCAUUGUGGCCCAUGAAGCUUCUUUUUUUGUCAGGUACAUUUGAUUUAUUAGUGUAUGUUAAUGUUAAAUUUGCAAGUAGCAAUGUAUUUUUUAAACUUUUUAAAAUCUAUAUAUAAAUUAAGCUUUUUGUACAAAAGAUGAGACAAUUAAUUUCCCAUGAGGUGCAAUAUGUCUUAAAAAUCCAUGUUCUCAAUUCAAAUUAUCACAAGAUUAUUUUUAAUACAUGCAGGCAUUGACUGUAGAAUUUCUUCUCUGUUGUCAGUCUUUCAGAUUUAUUGACAUGUAUUUAUAUUAUUUUACUGUUUACAUUGUACUGAUAUCUUAGAUUCAUCAAGAAUAAACAGAAAAUAAUUGCCAUUACGUUUUGUAAUACAAAUCUAAAUGAGAUCUGGUCCCCACCCAGUCUUUUUAAUUUCCUUCUGUAAAUACCAAUCUAAGAGUGCUCCAGAUAUUAAUUAUGUUGUAGGAUUAUUUAAUUUCUGUAGAUCUGCACUUUUAAAUGUUUACAGCAAACAUGACACAUCCGGCAAUAGUUCCCAAAUGUAUAAUAUGCUCCUAGACUAAACCAAUUAUGUUAUGACAGCAAUGUUAGCCUAAAUAUCCAAAAAUAAAAAUAGGGGGGGGGGGGGAGUCGCAUAAAAUAUAUUAUUAUGUAGACUUUGUAAAUGAAACUGUUCAAGUAAAUAGGAUUUAAUACCAGGUUGCCUAUCCCAGUCCAAGAUGUGUGUUC